Sinocyclocheilus grahami is the source of this 1150-nucleotide messenger RNA. Its product is annotated as dual specificity mitogen-activated protein kinase kinase 4. The record is from RefSeq and is a predicted model, not a curated record. Lineage: Eukaryota; Metazoa; Chordata; Actinopteri; Cypriniformes; Cyprinidae. The transcript has 9 exons. Gene Ontology annotation, molecular function: JUN kinase kinase activity; ATP binding. Bases 135 to 980 code for a protein of 281 amino acids. Gene Ontology annotation, biological process: protein phosphorylation; MAPK cascade.
AGCGGCUGCGGACACACAGUAUCGAGUCGUCUGGGAAGCUGAAGAUCUCUCCGGAGCAGCACUGGGACUUCACAGCCGAAGACCUGAAGGAUCUUGGUGAGAUCGGCCGAGGAGCGUACGGCUCCGUCAACAAGAUGGUGCACAAACCCAGUGGACAAAUCAUGGCCGUCAAAAGGAUCCGGUCGACGGUUGACGAGCGAGAACAGAAGCAGCUACUGAUGGAUCUGGAUGUGGUCAUGAGGAGCAGCGACUGUCCCUACAUCGUCCAGUUUUACGGGGCUCUUUUCAGAGAGGGGGAUUGCUGGAUAUGCAUGGAGCUCAUGUCUAUCUCCUUCGACAAAUUCUACAAAUACGUUUAUUCCUCUUUAGACGAAGUGAUUCCAGAGGAGAUUUUAGGGAAAAUAACAUUAGUUACUGUGAAAGCACUUAACCACUUAAAAGAAAACUUGAAAAUUAUUCACAGAGACAUAAAGCCAUCAAAUAUCCUCCUGGACAGGAAAGGCAACAUUAAGCUGUGUGAUUUUGGCAUCAGCGGGCAGUUGGUCGACUCCAUCGCCAAAACCAGAGACGCAGGCUGCAGACCAUAUAUGGCACCGGAGAGGAUAGACCCCAGCGCUUCCAGACAGGGUUACGAUGUGCGCUCAGACGUCUGGAGUUUGGGAAUCACACUGUAUGAACUGGCCACAGGACGGUUCCCCUACCCGAAGUGGAACAGUGUGUUCGAUCAGCUGACGCAGGUGGUGAAGGGCGACCCGCCGCAGCUCAGCUGCUCAGAGGAGAGACAGUUCUCCCCCAAAUUCAUCAACUUUGUCAACUUGUGCCUUACAAAGGACGAGUCAAAAAGGCCAAAGUACAAAGAGCUUCUGAAACAUCCCUUCAUUCAGAUGUACGAGGAGCGUACGGUAGACGUGGCCAGCUAUGUCUGCAUGAUCCUGGAUCAGAUGCCCGCGUCUCCCAGCUCCCCCAUGUAUGUGGACUGACGCGUGGGUUUAAACACAGAACGGCAGUAUUAAAACACGAAACCGUACACGACCGAUGAGAAAUGAACCCAUGAGCUCAGCUUUUCUACAUCUAUACUAGUUGAAACAGCAUUUUCAGCACAAUUAACCUCAGAAAUCCCGUAUUUCUGAGUGAAUUAGAAUAUUCAUAG